AUGAGCAGCUACGCCAGACAUGGCAUUUAUUACAUUACUCUUGUCCAGGUGUGGGAUACCGGUGAGCAGUGGCGCGGUCGUCGUGUCGCCAAUGAUGACAACGGUGACGGCGCUCAGGGACGCCAACCAGAGCGUGCCGAUUUAUCUAACACAUUCCAAAAGCCAACAUGUUCACAAGAGGAUCAUCCCUUCAUACGUUUCAGUAUGAUGACUCGGUCUAAGGAGAUGGAGAUCAAACUGAGGGCGGCACUUAAAGAACUGGAGUCAUCCAAGCACCUGUGCGACCAACUGCUGCAGGAGCGUGACGACAGUGAAAUUGAAGUUAAAAAUAUUGUUAACAAAAACACACAACUCAAAUAUGAAUUAGCUGAACUUCACUCAUGUCACAUAGACCUAAUAGAUCAACACAACCACUUAAUAAAACAAGUUGAUACUUUUCAGCAGUGUACUGACACACAUGAAGAUGCUCUUAAACGUAUAACACAUCUGGAGCAUGACCUCAGAGAAGCACAAAAUAUAAUUAAUAACUUAGAGGCCUCCAAAAAAUCUAUGUUGUCGGUCAACACUCAGAGUUUGUAUGAAGAAUUGGUGGGUAGUGAAUCUGGUGACAUCUGUGAACCAGCAGUCACAAUAGACUUAACCGGUGAUGAUACCAUUACUGCUUGCCCUGUCCUGAAUAGCCACAAUAAAAUAAAAAAAUAUAUAAAACUAAAUAAAACAAUUAAAAAACUCAAAAAGAAGCAAAAUCUGUCUAAAACGAAUGUCUAUUUAAGAAAACAAAAAUUAAAUGUAACUCAGGAACUUAAAUCAUGCAAAAGUGAUUUAGAACAAUGUAGGGUCAUAUAUGACAAAGACAUUCAGGCUCUUCAACAAGAACUUUUACAACGUGAAAUGUUCUUAAAUGAUAUGUUCCAAAAAUAUGAAUCUGCCCAAUCACAACUCAACAAACACAUGAUUGAGGCAGGAAAACUUGUGGAUUUAGUUACUUUUAGUGCUGAGAGAUAUGAGUCUCUUGCAAAUAACCUUUCAUGUAGCUGUGCCCUCACUCCACCCUUUGAGCCAGAACUUGUGCCGGGGCCACAAACAGGGAGUCAACCAGUUGUUACCUACAACGCUGGUGUGUUUACAGACUCAGUGGGUGCAGGUUUUGGGUCACUUAUCGCUAAUUGUCUUAAAUACAGGUUGGGAGUUGUCAUGCUCACUCAGGAGUCUCAUUGGCGGUGGCACGGGCACUGGACCGCUCGGUUCCCUAUAAUAUGGUUGAGUUGGGCGGUGCUGGUGUUCGACCAGGGCAAAUCAACGAAAGGCGCGAGCAAGUUGAGACGCGACCUCAUCAACGCAGAGAUUGCCAACCUUCGGGACUUACUGCCUCUCCCUCCUUCCACCAGGCAAAGGUUGUCACAACUUCAACUCAUGGCCCUUGUCUGUGUCUAUGUGAGGAAAUCCAACUACUUCCAACAAGGUCAUGUUUACCGGAAGGUCAACGACAAAAAUGCAUUAGACGCCACUGACAUCAACAAAGAAGAUAUCAUCAAUAAAUCUGAAGCAGCAAUUCUGGCUCUGAACGGAUUCUUGAUGAUGAUGACACAAAACGGAAAAUUGCUUUACAUAUCGGACAAUGCAGCGGAAUACCUUGGACAUUCUAUGGAGGACCUCCUCAUCCAUGGAGACAGUGUCUACGACGUGAUAGACAAACAAGAUCAGCAGGCAGUGAGGACGGAACUGUCCCGAGCACCAACUGAUGGAGAGGACCGCGUUUUCCUCUGCCGAAUGAACGUAGCUCGAAAUGCUAGAAGACAGAUGCGGUUUGGAGAUCAGAAAGUAGAAAUACCUGAAUAUUUUAUGUGUGUGAUAGAUUAA
This is a messenger RNA of Spodoptera exigua (beet armyworm), 1860 nucleotides long. NCBI's taxonomy places the organism in Eukaryota, Metazoa, Arthropoda, Insecta, Lepidoptera, Noctuidae. The record is from the annotation of a GenBank genome assembly.